Messenger RNA from Populus euphratica (Euphrates poplar), 1446 nucleotides. Its product is annotated as probable polygalacturonase. The record is from RefSeq and is a predicted model, not a curated record. Lineage: Eukaryota; Viridiplantae; Streptophyta; Magnoliopsida; Malpighiales; Salicaceae. The transcript is spliced from 5 exons. Gene Ontology annotation, molecular function: polygalacturonase activity. The coding region runs from base 78 to 1436 and encodes 452 amino acids. Gene Ontology annotation, biological process: carbohydrate metabolic process.
CAUGUUUUCCUUAUUAUUAUCUGAUUAUUGAAAUUAAUGAUAGAAUCUUAAUUGAUGAUUUACAGAUAUUGGAGACAAUGAUCUCAAUAUUUUUGAUAUUGGGAUCACUUGUUUCAACACUAGCAGGCGCUAGCACAGAGUACCAAGCAAUAAACUGUAGAAAGCAUAGUGCAGUCUUGACAGAUUUUGGAGGAGUUGGUGAUGGAAAAACGUCAAACACAAAGGCUUUUAAAGCAGCAAUUGCCGAGCUAAGCCAGUAUGCAGCAGACGGCGGAGCACAACUUAUUGUACCACCAGGAAGAUGGUUGACUGGGAGCUUUAACCUCAGUAGCCAUUUCACUCUUUUUCUUCACAAGGAUGCUGUUCUUCUUGCUUCUCAGGAUGAGGCAGAAUGGCCUGCUUUCCCUCCAUUGCCUUCCUAUGGGGUAGGUAGAGAUGAACAUGCUGGAAGGUUUAGUAGUCUGAUUUUUGGGACACAUCUAACAGAUGUCGUGGUCACUGGUAACAAUGGUACAAUUGAUGGCCAGGGUGCAGUUUGGUGGGACAAAUUCCACCAGAAAAAAUUGAAACUGACUCGACCAUAUCUGAUUGAGUUUCUGUACUCUGAUCAGGUUCAAAUAUCCAACCUUACAUUGAUUAACUCUCCAUCAUGGAAUGUUCAUCCUACAUAUUGCAGCAAUGUGUUGAUCCAGUGGUUGACAAUUUUGGCACCAGUUGAUUCUCCCAAUACAGAUGGGAUCAACCCAGAUUCAUCCUCAAAUGUUCGUAUCGAAGAUUCCUUUGUAGUAUCAGGGGAUGACUGCAUUGCAGUUAAGAGUGGAUGGGAUGAAUAUGGAAUCAAAUUUGGAAGGCCUACGCAACACCUAGUCAUAAGAAGGUUUUCCUGCAUUUCUCCUGACAGUGCUGCCAUUGCUCUUGGAAGUGAAAUGUCUGGUGGAAUCCAGGACGUUAGAGCUGAAGAUAUCACAGCCCUCAGUACCCAAUCUGGAGUUCGAAUCAAGACUGCUGUAGGAAGAGGAGCUUAUGUGAAGGACAUUUUUGUAAGAAGAAUGAUCCUGAAGACAAUGAAGUAUGCCUUCUGGAUGACAGGCUCUUACGGGUCACACCCUGAUACGGGAUAUGAUCCAAAAGCAUUACCUGAGAUCAAAGGAAUAAGUUACAAAGAUAUAGUGGCUGAGAACGUAACCUAUUCGGCGAGACUAGAAGGAAUUGAGAAUGAUCCUUUUACAGGAAUUUGCAUUUCUAAUGUAAACAUAAGUUUAACCCAGAAACCUAAGGAACUGCAAUGGAACUGCACUGACAUUCAGGGAGUUUCAAGCAAAGUAACUCCUCAGCCAUGCGCUGCGUUGCCGGAGAAAAGUAUUGAAUGUCCUUUCCCUGAAGACAGACUGCCAAUUGAGGAUGUAAAACUCCAAACUUGUUCUGCUAGUAGUUAGAAUUUUAUAC